CUCAUUGAGUCAAAAAUGGCAUCAAAGGCUGCUUAUAAGAGGUUAAUGAAAGAAUAUUUAACGCUUCAAAGAAAUCCUGUAGAGUAUAUUGACGCCAGACCAGCACCUGAAAACAUUUUAGAAUGGCAUUAUAUCGUUACUGGUCCUCCAGACACGCCAUAUGAGGGUGGUCAAUAUCAUGGAACUCUUAUAUUCCCUUCAGAGUAUCCUUUUAAGCCUCCAGCAAUACGGAUGAUUACGCCAAGUGGACGUUUUCAAACAAAUACUCGUUUAUGUCUGUCGUUUUCUGACUUUCAUCCCAAGUCGUGGAAUCCUGCAUGGAUGGUUUCGACGAUUCUUGUUGGCCUCGUCUCGUUUAUGACCUCCGAUGAAAUAACUACAGGUGGCAUUGUCACGCCCGAAUCCACAAGACGAGCCUAUGCAAAGGAUACUAAGCGGUUUAAUUUAAUGGAUAAUCCCAAGUUUGUUGCCGUAUUUCCGGAACUUUUAGAGCAGAAUCGGCGAGACAUAAUGGAACAAGCUGCCGCAAAGGCAAAGGUAAAUGCCGAAUCAGCAACUCAGAAUAAAAAUCCUAGUGCAUCGGAGGCAGAUUCGAAUGCAUCAAGAAGUCAAGAACGAAAAUGGUUCAAAAGUCGUUGGGGCAUUGCCGUUGUGGUUUUUCUCGCACUAGCAUUAGCUCGUUUCCUUGGAACUGACGCUUAAAUUAUUCUUGCCGUUAUCCGAGCUUUCAUUGUCAUAAGAUGUUAACCCUUAAUUCUAUCUUUUCGUCUUCCAUUUUAUAUUCAAAUAGAUUUCGUUUCUCUGCUUUUUCAUAAAUAUCUAUAUAACAAUGUAAUACACGCUAUAAAAUGUUUGACGUUCUAUCAUUAAUAAAGGAUUUCGUUUUCAUUUUAUGUGCUGUCCUGCUAUACUUUCAUCUAGCCUUUAAAUUUAUCAAUGCAUCCUCGACUUUGUUUUAUUUUAGACUUCCUACUCGUUUUCUGUUGCUAUCCAUGUCGUUGCAUAGCCUGCUGCUACAUAAGUGACCGCUCCUGGCAAUCUCAAGUUUUUAGCCUGGUAAACAUCUUGACGAUCUUCAUUAAAUGCGUUUCCAUGUUCGUUCCAUCCAUAAAUAUAUGCUUCCAUUGAUUUUGUCUGCACAAUAUUGUGUUCGCUACCUCCAGCAAUCGUUUGCGCGUUAUUUUGUACAGUAUGUGCUUUUUGAGCACGAUCACCUCUGCCGAAUGCAUAAAUUCUUCCAUUGGAAUCUAGUAAAGACAGUGUAGACCAAUUCGAAGAUAUAUCAACAAUAAGAGAAGAAAGCUUCGGAUUAUUAUCCUGCCAUCGCAUGCAUUCCUCAGAAAGAUUCCAACGAUCACCGCCUAGUAUACUUACUCGACCCGUUUCUUGGAGGAAGGCAGAAAACUGAAGUCCGCAACAUACCUUAUGAGCAUGCUCUACUUUGGCCAAAAACUGAACUUUGUUGGUCAUCUUUGGAACCACUGGUCCUAAUUGACCCUUACGUCCGUCUCCACAGCCAUAAACGUUACCCUGGUUCGUAACACAGAUCCAAUGUUUCACACUUGAAGAUAUGUCUAGUAUAAUUUCAUUUUGAUUAAGGUAAGGGAUCAUAAUUUUCGUUAAAGACGACCCCCCAACCUCUCCCUGGCCUAGCUCUCCAUGAGGACCAGCACCGCAUGUCCAAACAGUUCUUCUGUCUUUUCCCACCAAGACGCUAAAUUCCCAUCCAGCAGCCACCAUGGACCAUUGUUUUCUGUUCGCGAUUUGAAACUCAUGAAUAUAAUCUGACUUCAAAGGUUUCAGGUUGUUGAUUAAUUCAUCUACAAUAACGUCGUCAAACGUUUGACAACACUGUAACUUUCUGUUAUCUCCACAAGCCCAAAGGUGACCAUUUUGAUCCAGAAUCAGUGUGUGAUUUCCUCCGCAUGCAAUUCUCUUUGGUUGUUCCGGAAAAUUCACCUUCUCUGGUUUUGAUAUAUCUUCCUCAUGCUUUAAUCCUAGCUGAUAAUUUCCAUUAGAUCCUAGAGAGUAUAACAUCAUAAUUUAUCUUUAUUCGGUCCAUUUACCCAACUUUAGUGGUAUGUUGGUGUGGACACCCAAUCCAAAGUACUGUUACUUUCUAUAAGAUUGAGCAACGCUGUCAAUUUUGUAUUAUAAAAAAUCUUAAAUAAUAAAGAAAACGGAACAAAAUAAUACCAAUAUUGC
Molecule: messenger RNA, 2205 nt
Organism: Schizosaccharomyces cryophilus OY26
Lineage: Eukaryota; Fungi; Ascomycota; Schizosaccharomycetes; Schizosaccharomycetales; Schizosaccharomycetaceae
Product: ubiquitin conjugating enzyme Ubc6
Exons: 3
Coding region: 16-702 (228 amino acids)
Source: RefSeq, a predicted model, not a curated record